Plasmodium gaboni is the source of this 1008-nucleotide messenger RNA. RefSeq lists its product as hypothetical. The record is from RefSeq and is a predicted model, not a curated record. Gene Ontology annotation, cellular component: Rad51C-XRCC3 complex; replication fork. Bases 1 to 1008 code for a protein of 335 amino acids. Lineage: Eukaryota; Apicomplexa; Aconoidasida; Haemosporida; Plasmodiidae. Gene Ontology annotation, molecular function: four-way junction DNA binding. The transcript is spliced from 2 exons. Gene Ontology annotation, biological process: resolution of mitotic recombination intermediates; telomere maintenance via recombination; t-circle formation.
AUGAAGUGUAGACCAGUUGACACAAUAUUUGAAGCUUCUUCAUUUAAUAAAAGUAAAAGAAACAAACUCGAAUUUUAUGAUGAAAAAUUAAACGAGUUCUUUGAAAAUGGUAUCAUAAAUUAUAGUCUUCUAGAAAUCGUAGGAGAAUGUGGAACUGGAAAAACCCAACUGGCUCUUACGAUAUGCGCAGAUGAACUUUUAAAUAUUUAUGAACGAAGAAAAAAAGAAAAAAAAAAAAAAAAUGAACAAUAUAAUCAUGAUGAUAUAAAAAGGGAUAUUGUUUUUUAUAUAUAUGCAAACAGGACAUUUCCUAUACAUAGAUUAAUUGAAAUUAUUGAAGCCAAAAUAAAAAAAAAAGAAAAUUCUUUUGAAUAUUAUAAAAAUAAAAAGGAAGAUCAUGUUAAUAAAUACCAAUCGAAUAAUGUUGAGUGUAAAGAAAAUAUAAUAAAUUCUCACAACAUUACACAUAAUGAAAGAGACCCGUUAGAUAAUUAUGAAUUAAAAGAAAAUGAAUACAUGAUAAAAAAAAAUAUUGUAAAAAGUGUUUUAAAAAAUUUAUAUAUUUAUAAAAUAAAUGAUGAGAAAGAUUUUUUUUGUUUAUUUGAAAAAGAUAUCUUUUAUAUUUUAAAAUAUUACAAUAUUUCUAUUCUAGUCAUUGAUUCACUUAAUUAUAUAUUUCGUGGUAUGGAAGAGAAAUUCGAUAAUAAUAAAAAGAAACAAUUUUUUAUUCAAAUAUCCUUACUUUUAAAAAAAAUUUCUUAUGAACAUAAUUUCUUUGUAUUUUUAAUUAAUAGUACUAACAAUAAGAAGGAUUAUCUUGACUUUUCAUAUGACACAACUAAUACUAUGAUACAUUCUUCCUGCUCAAAUACUGUCAUAUAUCUUAAAAAAAUAAAAUCCUAUAAUUCUAUUAGAAGAACUAUGAGUAUAAAAUAUUCAGAAUUCUUGGUCAAAUAUAAGUCGAUCAAUUUUCAAAUAACCCACGAGGGUUUUCACAUAAGCGGAUAG